AUGAGUGAUCAAAAUGAACAUCACGAAGAUCUUUAAUAGAUUUUAGCUAAAGUUAAGGAUGUGGAUGAAUCAAAAUACCAUUUGAUAAUUGAAAUGUUGAGAAAAGAAAAAAUUUCAGAUUGCAUAGAAUUUCUGUUAAAAGUUGAUUCAAAGAUGCAUAAGACUGAUUAAGUAAAUAAAAACUUUCAACUAAUUGCAGAAAUUGCCAAAAAAAUAAAAAAUCAUAAUUUUAAUAAAUAUAAUUAUAAUGAAGAAAUCUACUUUGAUGAGCAACAAAAAAUAAUAUAAAUAAUAUAAAAAAAUACAUAAGAUUCGAAAAUCAUUCCAUUUUUAAAAUUUUUAGUCCUUCUUACAGCGAUAGAUAAAACUUUAGUGUAAUGUGGGUCAAAUUCGUUAAAUUUAUUAGUGAAGAUGAAGGUGGACCUUCGAAACUAAAAUUUUGAAAAUAUUAGAAUUGAAAAUACAUCCUUAGUGGGAGCCAAUUUUGUUAAAUGCAACUUAAGUGGAUCAGAAUUUUAGAAUUUAGACAUAAGUGGUAUGAAUUUGAAUGGAGCAAAGUUAUUUAAUUGUAAAUGGAACAAUUUGAAAAUACAUGAAUUGAAUAAACUAGACGGCCAUACUUGGUCAGUUCUCUCAGUAUGUUUCUCUCCUGAUGGAACUAUGUUAGCUUCUGGAAGUCGGCGUUAGCCUAUUUGCUUAUGGGAUUUUAGGACAGGAUAAUAAAAGGCCUAGCUGUAUGGUCAUAGUGAGUAUGUCUACUCGGUCUGCUUCUCUUCAGAUGGGGCUACAUUAGCAUCUGGUAGCGCAGAUAAUUCUAUUUGUAUAUGGGAUGUUAAGACAAGUCAAUUAAAAGCUAAAUUGUUUGGCCAUACCUGGGCAGUCUACUCGGUCUGCUUUUCUUCUGAUGGAACUACAUUAGCAUCUGGUAGUCAUGAUAGCUCUAUAUGUUUAUGGGAUGUAAAAACAAGAAAAAAAAUAGCAAAAUUAUAAAAUAUAGGUUAUCAAAUUAAAUCAGUAUGCUUCUCUCCUGAUGGAACUAUUUUAGCAUUUUGUAGUCGUAAUGGAGAUAUCCGCUUAUGGAAUGUUAAGACAGGAUAAUAAAAGGCAAAGUUGGGUGAUUUUAGUACUUCAAAUAUCAAUUCAGUUUGCUUCUCUCCAGAUGGAAAUACAUUAGCAUCUGGUAGUGAGGAUGGCUCGAUCAGCUUAUGGAAUGUUAAGACUAGUAAUGAAUGGGCCAUAUUGUAUGGUCACCUUAAUGAAGUCUACUCGGUAUCAUUCUCUAAUGAUGGAACUCUGUUAGCAUCUGGCAGUAAGGAUAAAUCUAUCCUUUUAUGGAAUGUCAAGACAGGUGAAUAAAAGGCCAAAUUUGUCGGUCAUGCUUGGUCAGUCUACUCAGUAUGCUUUUCUCCUGAUGGAUAUAUAUUAGCAUCUGGUGGACAUAACUCUAUCCGUAUAUGGGAUCUGAAGACAGGAUAAAAAUAGAAUGAAGUAGAUGGUCACAGCCUAUUUGUCUCGUCAGUUUGCUUCUCUUCUGAUGGUGCAACAUUAGCAUCUGGUAGUUAUGAUAACUCUAUACGUUUAUGGGAUGUAAAGACAGGAAAAUAAAAAGCCAAGUUAGAUGGUCAUGUCAAUGGAGUACGUUCAGUUAAAUUUUCACCUGAUAGUAAUGUAUUAGCUUCUGGGAGUUUGGAUAACUCUAUCAAGUUAUGGGAUGUUAAGACAAGAAAAGAAAAGGCUCAAUUGCACGGACAUUCAAGCGGAAUCUUAUCAGUUUGCUUUUCUCCUGAUGGUACUACAUUAGCAUCUGGAAGUUUAGAUUGCUCUAUCCGUUUGUGGAAUGUUAAGACAGGAUAAUAAAAGUUUAAAUUAAAUGGUUAUUAUGGAUGUGCUUAUUCAAUAAGUUUUUCUCCUGAUGGUAAGAAAUUAGCAAGUGGCAAUAGUGAUAGGUUAACCUAUAUAUGGGAUGUACGGACAGGAUAAUAAUUGGCCUAAUUAAAAGGUCAUGAUGAUUGGGUAUCAUCAGUAUGCUUCUCUCCUGAUGGAAAUACUGUAGCAUCAGGGGGUAGGGGUGAUGUCUUGUUGUGGGAUAUUAAAACAGGAUAAUAACGAGCCCAUUUUGAUCAUAAUAGAUAUGUCUUAUCAGUAUGCUUUUCUCCUGAUGGUAAUACAUUAGCAAUUGGUGCUUAGGAUAACUAUAUCCAUUUAUUGGAUAGUCGAACAGGAAAAAAAAAAGCCAAAUUAUCUGGUCAUUCGAAUUUUGUAAAUUCAGUUUGCUUCUCUCCUGAUGGUUCAACAUUAGCAUCAGGUAGUGAUGAUAACUCUAUUCGUUUAUGGGAUCUUUAACUAAAACCAUAAAAAGUAAAAUUGUAUGGUCACACUAAUUAUGUCCAAUCGUUGUGCUACUCUCCUGAUGGUACAGCAUUAGCAUCUUGUGGUUGGGACAAGUCUAUCAGAUUAUGGUAAGUCAAGACAAAAUAAUAAAGAGCCAAAUUGGAUGGUCACAGUAAUACUGUCUCUUCACUCUGCUUCUCCCCUGAUGGUGAAACAUUAGCAUCUGGUAGUUAUGAUAACUCUAUACGUUUAUGGGAUGUAAAGACAGGAAAAUAAAAGUUGAAAUUUUAAAGUCACUAAAAUUUAGUUAGUACAGUAGGGAUCUCUUUUGAUGGCAGUAUUUUAGCAUCAGGAGGUUUUGAUAAUUCUAUCCGCUGUUGGGAUAUGAAGACAGGUUAAUAAUUAGCCAAACUCUAUGGUCAUACUAGUAAUGUAAUGUCAAUAUGCUUCUCUCCAGAUUCAUUAUUAUUAGCAUCUGGAAGUAAAGAUAAGUCUAUCCGUUUAUGGGAUAUUAAAAGAGCAUAAUAAAAAAUCAAAUUAGAUGGUCAUUUGAAUUUUGUGAAUUCAGUUUGCUUCUCUCCUGAUGGUACUACAUUAGCAUCUGCGAGUAGUGAUAAGUCUAUCAUUUUAUGGAAUGUUAAGACAGGGUAAUAAAAGGCUUAGUUGGAUGGUCAUACGAGCGGAAUCCUAUCUGUCUGUUUCUCUCAUAAUGGUACUACUUUAGCAUCUGGUGGUGAGGAUGGCUCAAUCCGUUUAUGGGAUGUUAAGACAGGAAAAUAACAAGCCCAACUAGAUGGCCAUAAUAAUUGGGUUCUAUCAGUAUGCUUUUCUCCUGAUGGAACUACAUUAGCAUCUGGCAGUAGUGAUAAUUCUAUCAGCUUAUGGGAUGUUAAGGAUAUUCUCAAUCAGUAUUAAUCCCCGCUAUUGUAAAACCGAUCUUUAGAUUUUGAAGAGGAUUGUGGUAGUAUUUAGACAAAUUCAGUAAACUCUUACAUAACUAUACUACUUAUAUCACAAUAGCCACUUCUUCAAACGUAAGGAACAAAAAUACAUAAUGGAGAGUUUGUAAAUUAUUAAGGGCUAGAUUUACUUUAGUUAUUUUAAUCUAAAGGAUGUUGCAUUUUUCAAAGCUAACCAGAAUUAAAACAGAAAUGAUAUUUAUUUAAUAAUGACCUAAUGUCGUAAAUCANUCAGUAUGCUUCUCUCCUGAUGGAAAUACUGUAGCAUCAGGGGGUAGGGGUGAUGUCUUGUUGUGGGAUAUUAAAACAGGAUAAUAACGAGCCCAUUUUGAUCAUAAUAGAUAUGUCUUAUCAGUAUGCUUUUCUCCUGAUGGUAAUACAUUAGCAAUUGGUGCUUAGGAUAACUAUAUCCAUUUAUUGGAUAGUCGAACAGGAAAAAAAAAAGCCAAAUUAUCUGGUCAUUCGAAUUUUGUAAAUUCAGUUUGCUUCUCUCCUGAUGGUUCAACAUUAGCAUCAGGUAGUGAUGAUAACUCUAUUCGUUUAUGGGAUCUUUAACUAAAACCAUAAAAAGUAAAAUUGUAUGGUCACACUAAUUAUGUCCAAUCGUUGUGCUACUCUCCUGAUGGUACAGCAUUAGCAUCUUGUGGUUGGGACAAGUCUAUCAGAUUAUGGUAAGUCAAGACAAAAUAAUAAAGAGCCAAAUUGGAUGGUCACAGUAAUACUGUCUCUUCACUCUGCUUCUCCCCUGAUGGUGAAACAUUAGCAUCUGGUAGUUAUGAUAACUCUAUACGUUUAUGGGAUGUAAAGACAGGAAAAUAAAAGUUGAAAUUUUAAAGUCACUAAAAUUUAGUUAGUACAGUAGGGAUCUCUUUUGAUGGCAGUAUUUUAGCAUCAGGAGGUUUUGAUAAUUCUAUCCGCUGUUGGGAUAUGAAGACAGGUUAAUAAUUAGCCAAACUCUAUGGUCAUACUAGUAAUGUAAUGUCAAUAUGCUUCUCUCCAGAUUCAUUAUUAUUAGCAUCUGGAAGUAAAGAUAAGUCUAUCCGUUUAUGGGAUAUUAAAAGAGCAUAAUAAAAAAUCAAAUUAGAUGGUCAUUUGAAUUUUGUGAAUUCAGUUUGCUUCUCUCCUGAUGGUACUACAUUAGCAUCUGCGAGUAGUGAUAAGUCUAUCAUUUUAUGGAAUGUUAAGACAGGGUAAUAAAAGGCUUAGUUGGAUGGUCAUACGAGCGGAAUCCUAUCUGUCUGUUUCUCUCAUAAUGGUACUACUUUAGCAUCUGGUGGUGAGGAUGGCUCAAUCCGUUUAUGGGAUGUUAAGACAGGAAAAUAACAAGCCCAACUAGAUGGCCAUAAUAAUUGGGUUCUAUCAGUAUGCUUUUCUCCUGAUGGAACUACAUUAGCAUCUGGCAGUAGUGAUAAUUCUAUCAGCUUAUGGGAUGUUAAGGAUAUUCUCAAUCAGUAUUAAUCCCCGCUAUUGUAAAACCGAUCUUUAGAUUUUGAAGAGGAUUGUGGUAGUAUUUAGACAAAUUCAGUAAACUCUUACAUAACUAUACUACUUAUAUCACAAUAGCCACUUCUUCAAACGUAAGGAACAAAAAUACAUAAUGGAGAGUUUGUAAAUUAUUAAGGGCUAGAUUUACUUUAGUUAUUUUAAUCUAAAGGAUGUUGCAUUUUUCAAAGCUAACCAGAAUUAAAACAGAAAUGA
Paramecium primaurelia is the source of this 4988-nucleotide messenger RNA. The record is from the annotation of a GenBank genome assembly. Lineage: Eukaryota; Ciliophora; Oligohymenophorea; Peniculida; Parameciidae.